This is a messenger RNA of Fukomys damarensis (Damara mole-rat), 3450 nucleotides long. RefSeq names its product rabaptin, RAB GTPase binding effector protein 1 (gene Rabep1). Lineage: Eukaryota; Metazoa; Chordata; Mammalia; Rodentia; Bathyergidae. Gene Ontology annotation, biological process: endocytosis; Golgi to plasma membrane transport. Gene Ontology annotation, cellular component: endocytic vesicle; endosome. The record is from RefSeq and is a predicted model, not a curated record. The transcript has 17 exons. The coding region runs from base 215 to 2551 and encodes 778 amino acids. Gene Ontology annotation, molecular function: GTPase activator activity; growth factor activity.
UCUUCAGCAACGAGUAGCAGAAUUGGAAAAAAUCAAUGCAGAAUUUUUACGUGCGCAGCAGCAGCUUGAGCAAGAAUUUAAUCAGAAGAGAGCAAAAUUUAAGGAGUUAUAUUUGGCCAAAGAGGAGGAUCUGAAAAGGCAAAAUGCAGUGCUACAAGCUGCGCAAGAUGAUUUGGGACACCUUCGAACACAGCUGUGGGAAGCACAAGCAGAAAUGGAGAAUAUUAAGGCUAUUGCCACAGUCUCUGAAAAUACCAAACAAGAAGCCAUAGAUGAAGUGAAAAGGCAGUGGAGGGAGGAAGUUGCUUCACUUCAGGCUGUUAUGAAAGAAACAGUUCGUGACUAUGAGCACCAGUUUCAUCUCAGGCUGGAGCAGGAACGAACACAGUGGGCACAAUAUCGAGAAUCUGCAGAAAGAGAAAUAGCUGAUUUGAGGCGAAUGCUGUCUGAAGGCCAAGAGGAAGAAAAUUUAGAAAAUGAAAUGAAAAAGGCCCAAGAAGAUGCUGAAAAACUUCGGUCUGUUGUGAUGCCCAUGGAGAAGGAAAUUGCAGCUUUGAAAGAUAAGCUGACAGAGGCUGAAGACAAAAUUAAAGAGUUGGAGGCCUCAAAGGUUAAAGAACUGAAUCAUUAUCUGGAAGCUGAGAAAUCUUGUAGGACUGAUCUAGAGAUGUAUGUAGCUGUUUUGAAUACUCAGAAAUCUGUUCUUCAGGAAGAUGCUGAAAAACUUCGGAAAGAAUUGCAUGAAGUUUGCCAUCUCUUGGAGCAAGAGCGACAGCAACACAACCAGUUAAAACAUACAUGGCAGAAGGCCAAUGACCAGUUUCUGGAAUCUCAGCGUUUGCUGAUGAGAGACAUGCAGCGAAUGGAGAUUGUGCUAACUUCAGAACAGCUCCGACAAGUUGAAGAACUGAAGAAGAAAGAUCAGGAAGAUGAUGAACAACAAAAACUUAAUAAGAGAAAAGACCAUAAAAAAACAGAUGUUGAAGAAGAAGUCAAAGUACCAGUAGUAUGUGCUUUAACUCAAGAAGACUCUUCAGUCCACUUAUCAAAUGAGGAGGAGCAUUUAGACAGUACCCAUGGUUCAGUCCAUUCCUUAGAUGCAGAUUUAUUGUUACCAUCUGUAGAUCCAUUCAGUAAAUCGGAUAAUGACAUGUUUAAAGAUGGACUCAGGAGAGCACAGUCUACAGACAGCUUGGGAACCUCGGGCUCAUUGCAAUCCAAAGCUUUAGGCCAUAACUUCAAAGCAAAAUCUGCUGGAAACCUUGAUGAGUCGGAUUUUGGACCUCUGGUAGGAGCAGAUUCGGUAUCUGAGAACUUUGAUACUGCAUCACUUGGGUCACUGCAGAUGCCAAGUGGGUUUAUGUUAACCAAAGAUCAAGAAAGAGCAAUCAAGGCGAUGACACCAGAACAAGAAGAGACAGCAUCCCUCCUCUCCAGUGUUACCCAGGGUAUGGAGAGUGCUUAUGUGUCUCCCAGUGGAUACCGCUUAGUCAGUGAGACGGAGUGGAAUCUCCUGCAGAAAGAGGUUCAUAAUGCUGGAAAUAAACUUGGGAGACGUUGUGAUAUGUGUUCCAAUUAUGAAAAACAAUUACAAGGAAUUCAGACUCAGGAGGCUGAAACAAGAGACCAGGUAAAAAAACUGCAGGUGAUGCUAAGGCAAGCUAAUGAUCAGCUAGAGAAGACAAUGAAAGAUAAACAGGAGCUAGAAGACUUCAUCAGGAAGAGCACUGAGGACUCCAGCCAUCAGAUCUCUGCCCUUGUCCUGAGAGCCCAAGCUUCUGAGAUCUUACUUGAAGAGUUACAACAGAGUUUUUCCCAGGCAAAGAGGGAUGUUCAGGAACAGAUGGCGGUGCUGAUGCAGUCACGGGAACAGGUUUCAGAAGAGCUGGUGCGGUUACAAAAAGACAAUGACAGCCUCCAGGGAAAACAUAGCUUGCAUGUAUCAUUACAACAAGCAGAAGACUUCAUCCUCCCAGAUACUAUAGAGGUGCUCCGGGAGUUGGUAUUAAAAUACCGUGAGAACAUCAUUCAUGUGAGGACAGCAGCAGACCACAUGGAAGAAAAGCUGAAGGCUGAAAUACUUUUCCUAAAAGAACAGAUUCAAGCAGAACAGUGUUUAAAAGAAAACCUUGAAGAAACUCUACAGCUAGAAAUAGAAAACUGCAAGGAGGAAAUAGCUUCCAUUUCUAGUCUGAAAGCUGAAUUAGAAAGAAUAAAAGUAGAAAAAGGACAGUUGGAGUCCACAUUAAGAGACAAGUCUCAGCAGCUUGAGAGUCUUCAGGAAAUAAAGAUCAAUUUGGAAGAACAGUUAAAGAAAGAGACUGCUGCUAAGGUUGCUGUUGAACAACUGAUGUUUGAAGAGAAGAACAAAGCUCAGAGAUUACAGACAGAAUUAGAUGUCAGUGAACAAGUCCAGAGAGAUUUUGUAAAGCUUUCUCAGACGCUACAGGUGCAGUUAGAGCGAAUUCGGCAAGCAGAUUCCUUGGAGAGAAUCCGGGCAAUUCUGAAUGAUACCAAACUGACAGACAUUAACCAGCUACCCGAGACAUGACACUCUUGAUAGCUGGAUUCUAGCCUGCACUUUGGGUUUUAACUCAUCUUUAGAGCAACAUUAAUUAUUUAACUCUUAACUGAAGAAGCAGAAGUCACAACAAAAGGAAGACUGGAGAAAUGUUUUAUUUCUAGUGAGAGAAGACUGUGCAGCACAGCAACAGCCAGCCAAUAGCUAGAGUGAUUUGCAGCCAACAGAUCUUUCAAAGAUGAACACUAAUGAGACUCCAGACUUAAUUCCAACAGGUGUGGUAUCAGAUUUGAUGGUGGAAAAAAGUGCUGUCUCCUUUGCCUUCUUUCUCCAACAUAGAUUUUUGGAACACAUUUCCCUACCCUGAAGCAACUUCCCAGUAGUGUUUGGAAUUAAUUUCCUGUUUAUAGAUAUUGGGAGAGAGGUGUUUCUGUUGUCUAGAGCUCAUCAGUAACAGUGUCCAGCUAGCAGAUGUGUAGUAUGCUGUAUGACUAUUUUAUAUUAAAAUAUGAAGUGUGAGAGCAGGCCAUUGGCUAAGACUGUAUUUGCCUCGCUCAGUGCAUUUUCCUUUUCACCACUGAAUCUUCAAAUACUGGAGGACCUUAAAUGCUACUGAAGUUUUGCUGAGAACCAGGAGAUUGUGGCAAUCAAAAUCAACUCAAGAACAGAAUUAGGACUUGAAAACUUGGCUGAGGCUAUAUAUUAUUGGAAGUGGAAUUUAAAGGAAAAGCACAAGAAACUGUUGGAAAGCACUUUUCUUUCUGCAAACCUGGAUGAUCUUCAUGGGCUAAUAGGUACCAGGAUAAAGUGGAACUGGCACCGGCACCACCUACACUUUUGAAGUUUUAGUUACUGAAUCAGUGAAAAAAAAUUAAUAAAACAAGCUAUGUCUGACAAUACCUAGUGCACACUUAUAUCGUUUUCAAUUU